This is a messenger RNA of Sipha flava (yellow sugarcane aphid), 367 nucleotides long. Its product is annotated as SRA stem-loop-interacting RNA-binding protein, mitochondrial-like. The coding region runs from base 106 to 357 and encodes 83 amino acids. The transcript has a single exon. The record is from RefSeq and is a predicted model, not a curated record. Gene Ontology annotation, molecular function: RNA binding. NCBI's taxonomy places the organism in Eukaryota, Metazoa, Arthropoda, Insecta, Hemiptera, Aphididae.
AUCGGCAAAUGAUAAAUUCAUAACUCAAAGUUAAAAACGUGUUCUAAAUUUUAUAUUUAGUUUUUACGGCGUGUUUCAAAUUGUUAAUUAACUCUUGUAUAUAAAAUGCCCAAAUUGACCAAAAUCUUCGUUGGAAAUCUUCCAUGGACAGUUAGUAGUCGAGAACUUCGUAAAUAUUUUACUUCAUUCGGUCACGUAGCGACAGCAGACGUAUUGUUCGAUCAUACUACUGGUUUGUCAAAAGGAUACGGCUUUGUUCAGUUUACAACUACUGGUGGAUAUGAAAGUGUUUUAAAAAAUCCCAGACAUGAACUAGAAGGACAAACAUUAGUUCUUCAACCUUCUGAUAGACAAUAAUUGUCUAUUC